Messenger RNA from Magnolia sinica, 944 nucleotides. Its product is annotated as small heat shock protein, chloroplastic-like. Gene Ontology annotation, biological process: response to heat. The record is from RefSeq and is a predicted model, not a curated record. NCBI's taxonomy places the organism in Eukaryota, Viridiplantae, Streptophyta, Magnoliopsida, Magnoliales, Magnoliaceae. The transcript is spliced from 2 exons. The coding region runs from base 101 to 775 and encodes 224 amino acids.
ACCUCCCAACCCACACAAAGCCCAACGAAGCAAAUCCAUCUUAUCUUGAAAAGGAGAAAAAAGCCCAUUUGAGAAAGUGUAUACACUGAAAGUAAGGAAUAUGUCUGCAUCGCUUGGCUUUUCUAUUCCCUUGCCAUCUCAAAGGAAUGGUGGGCAUUUGAGAAAGGCAGGUGUGUUGUUGAAAAAGCCAAUGAAGGCCAUGGCAGCAGCACAAGGAAGGGAGAACUUAGACCACUUGCAAAAGGCUAACAACAGGCAGCCACAGACACCACCCCAACCCAAGAAAAGGGUGGCCCAAGUUGUUCCUGUAGGUAUAUGGGACCGAUUUCCAACUGCCAGAACAGUACAACAGAUGAUGGACACAAUGGAAAGGAUAAUGGAAGAUCCAAUUGGGUACCCAUCCCUAUCUGAAGAGAAUGGAGGGGGGAGUUAUAGGAGGGGACGAACUCCGUGGGAGAUAAAAGAAGGAGAGGAAGAGUACAAGAUGAGAUUCGACAUGCCGGGGAUGACGAAGGGGGAUGUGAAGGUGUGGGUGGAGGAGAAGAUGCUCGUUGUAAAGGCAGAGAAAGAGCCCAAGAAGAGCUCACAAGGAGAAGAACAAAGAGAAGAGGAGGAAUGGUCUGCGAAGAGCUAUGGAAGGUACAAUAGCAGAAUUGCAUUGCCGGAUAACGUUGAGGCGGAGAAGAUAAAGGCGGAAGUGAAAGAUGGGGUGCUGUAUAUUACAAUUCCGAAGGUGAGGAUGUUGACCAAGGUUUUGGAUAUUGAGGUCAAGUGAAAGAUGGAGCUGAGCAUUUUGAAACAUUAGUGUUGUGUUUGUAAAAUUCAGGGGAUUGCAAAGCUGAGAAAGAAAGAAAAACCUGACACACCAUGUUGUAGACGUUUCGUCUCUGUUUCUUAAUUUCUGUUUUCAAUCCAAUCUGCUAAGAGAUUUAUUUCAAUGCUUA